GCGAGGAAACCCGGCAUGCAAUGGAUCGACAAUCAUUCCUCCAACCCUUCCACUGGAAAAAAAUCCCCCCAGAGAUGAGUCAAGCUCCAAUAAAUAAUUCAAGAGCUGGCGACAGGAUUGCAGGAGCUGUGUGGAGUGUUCGAUGGAGAAUGGCUGUCUGCGCUGCUCUGAGCGUCUCUUCCUGUUUCUCAACAGAGACGGCAUGAGUCACCACGGCUUCUGCGUCCACUCCUGUCCCACUGGACACUUCGGUCUUCGAGGGAAAGAUGUCAAUCGCUGCAUGAAAUGCAAAGCUCCAGAGUGUGAGAGAUGCUUCAACAAAGACUUUUGCACCAAGUGCAAAAAAGAAUAUCUGCUCUUCAAGGGGAAAUGCUUCAAAAGCUGCCCAGAGGGCACAUUUGCCAACUCCACAGACUGCAUUGAAGGAUGUAUGUUCAAUCUCAUUGGCUCCUGGGGUGAAUGGAGCCUUUGCCAACACAACGGUAUGAGCUGUGGAGUCCGAUGGGGGCAACAGAGUAGGACCCGUGGCCUGUCCAGGCAAACGCCUGAAGAGACAGAAACGCUGUGUCCCGCUCAGUCUGAAAGCAGAAAGUGCCGAAUGAAGAAGAGGUGUCCGAAAGACAGAAGAAAGAACGGGAGACGAAACCGAAAGAAGUCAGAGGGGUUUGGGAACCGAACAGUCACAGAUCCUAUAUUGGCGUUAAGUUCCGGGGACGAAGUCACACUGUAAUGUUUUAUUAAUUUAUAUGUAAACUGUUUUUAUAUGCAAUGUUUAUAUUUUUGUAUUGAUAUAUAUUGUAUCAUUUCAUCAUCUUGAGUUCACUUUAACCAAGCUGACAUGUAACAUUACAUGACUUCAGAAAUAUUGCUUUUGUAGCAAUUAAAUGACACAUUAUAAUGUGUAUUUUGACAAGUUGGGGGGUUUUAGCCAACACUUGGCAUGGAUUAAAUCCGGUACAGUGCGGUUUAACAAAGACAAAGUCAACUUUGGGCCUCGACACUGUACUUUUCAAUUUUAUGAAUAGCAGGCAAACAGCUUCGAUCUAUCACUAUGUGGUAAAGGCUGUAUUUCAGCAGUUUUCUUGACAUGCCUCGGGUUUCUUUUGCCUUACUGUUUUUGCAUUUGAGUAAAAAGACAAUGAAACAAUGUAAAGUUGUCAAAAAGAAUACCAUGGUCUGUCACAUUUAAAGGUAUUCGAGCAAUGUGAUUGGCUGUGUGACCCAACUGGAUACUUCUCGGAUUCUUCAGCGAGAUGAAUUUCAAGAGUAUAAUUCCAUUAUUUUCAUAGACCCUCAAAUGCACCAUUAUACUUUUAUUUGAAACUGAUAACGGUCCCUUUGUGAACAUUGAAAUGUUCUACAUAAUGUUUUAGAUGGAUGGGAAAUUAUUGAUUUGGAUGUGAUUUAUUUGCGUUGAUUUCCACAGCACUCUCUCAGGGUGACAAAUUGUUUUUACUGGAAAACACACAGUUGGACGGAAAUGUUUUCUUAAUCAAUUAAACCCAAAAAGAAAUAUUUGCUUUUGUUUAAUAUGGAGCGUUAUGAAAACGAUACAGAUGAGAAAGGGGUGUUUGGUGUUAUUAAAUGAAGAUGUCAGGUGAUUCGAGAAUAAAAGCUAGUUUUGAGGAUACCAGAUGGUAAAAGUUUCCUCUUCUGAUGCGUCUCAUCUGUGGCGGUUAAAAGCGCUGGACAAAACUUACCGAGACCCUUAAACAUUACUUUGAAGAACAAAAUGUUUGGUUCUUUUCACAGAAAUAUGACCUUAGAAAUUUUCUUUAAAAAAAGAAGGCGCUUAAAAAAAUGUUGUUUGUCCACAUUAAGAGCUACAUAAGGUUUUUUAUUUUCUAAUCAUUUUAGAUAAUGUUUGCAAUGUUUAUAACCCUGUUUGCAAAUGUGUGGUGUGAAAUUCAUAGUAAAAAAGUAAAAAGGAAAAAAACAAAAGAAAGGAAAAGACGAUUUGAGCCUUGUAGUUUUUGACCAGUGGUUUGUAUUUACAGUACUGAUGCACAUAUCCAUAUAAUACAGAAAAUAAUAUUUCUUUGACUAGUUGAGCUUGAUCAAAGCUGAUAAUAGAUUGAGCAUUAGAUAAUACUAUUUUAAGAUACAUACUGUAAUAGUUCUCAUUAAAAAAUGUGGUUGUCUUUCUUGCUUUAAAGACAUAAGGUGGGCACUAAUUUGUAUUAAAAGUGAUUUGGCAUUUUCCGUUGUCUAUUUGAUCCCAAAUGUGAAUAUUUGUUGAAACUUAUGAUAAACCCAGAGAGCUGGAAAAAGGUGGAUGUUUGCCAUCACAUGAUCUGUUAUAUAAUGCAACUCUUAUAAAAGUAUGACUAAUGCAGUUCUCUUAAAAGUAUGACUAAAAGUUAAGUAUGACCUACAAUUUCUUUAUACAAGACUCAUCCAAUGAUUAUAGAAGACUAGAAACAAUUAUUUAAUAGGGUAUGGGUUUAAAAUAAUCAAGCUAUUAAGAAUUGCAUUGUUUCAUUUAACCACCAGAUGGCAGUAUGCUCCUUACUGUAUGCGCAGUAGAUCUUGGACACAUCAUGUGCUACUUCCAGAAAGACACCGGGUUCUGAGGUCAUCCGCUCAGCGCAGGGUCACAAGCCCCCAAUGAAACAUCUCCACAAGCCUUAAACAUCACUGUGGGAGUAGAAAAUAUUCCAAAUACAAUGUGAAGUGACACGUUA
This is a messenger RNA of Triplophysa rosa, 2684 nucleotides long. It is a transcript of the gene rspo4, whose product is annotated as R-spondin 4. Lineage: Eukaryota; Metazoa; Chordata; Actinopteri; Cypriniformes; Nemacheilidae. Bases 143 to 730 code for a protein of 195 amino acids. The transcript is spliced from 5 exons. The record is from RefSeq and is a predicted model, not a curated record.